This is a messenger RNA of Podarcis muralis (Common wall lizard), 731 nucleotides long. The record is from RefSeq and is a predicted model, not a curated record. Lineage: Eukaryota; Metazoa; Chordata; Lepidosauria; Squamata; Lacertidae.
AGGAUUCUUGGUCUUCCUGUUUUUAACAGGCAGAGCUGGAACAAGCCUUCUUCCACAAUCAGCCCCCAUCUCUGCGGAGAACUGUAGAAUUCGUGGCAGAGAGAAUCGGAUCCAACUGUGUCAAGCACAUCAAGGCAACUCUGGUAGCAGAGCUGGUGAAAAGAGCCAGAGUCAUGUUACAGGACAAAGUGAAGGCGGAAGUUGGCAAUUACGACAAACUGCUGGAUGAAGUGUGCUCUCAGCUGUAUGAAGAAGGGGCACAGGCUCUUAUUCAAGGCAAAGAAUUUUGCAGGAAGAAGGCCCCUGAGGCUGUGAAAAUCUUGUUGCCAGAAGAGACAUCUGCAGCUGUUUUGAGCUGUGCAGCAAAUAUUGCGGUGGGACUAGCUACCGAGAAGGCCUGCACUUGGCUCACCACCAACAUCACAGCCUUGAUUAAGAGAGAAGUGAAGGCCACGUUCAGCCGCAUGCUGAAAACGCAGGCGCUUUCUCUGCCUAGUACUAGCGAAGCUGUGCAGAAGAAGAAGGGGUGCUCCCCAGACUGUCAGCAUCAGGCUGCAUUCCCCUCGCAGAUCAUAAACGAAAUCAAGGAUGUGCUGUGCCUUGCUGUCGGCCCAAGGAAUGAGGAUGAAGCCAAUCAGUUUGUCGAUUUGGAAAAUUUGUUGGGAAGUUCAUAUGCCCAGCGUCAGAGCAGCAAACUGGCCAAGUGCACAGUAGAGCUGGCUCCCUUCUAG